Messenger RNA from Austrofundulus limnaeus, 1592 nucleotides. It is a transcript of the gene gpsm1a, whose product is annotated as G protein signaling modulator 1a. Gene Ontology annotation, cellular component: cell cortex. NCBI's taxonomy places the organism in Eukaryota, Metazoa, Chordata, Actinopteri, Cyprinodontiformes, Rivulidae. Bases 263 to 1048 code for a protein of 261 amino acids. Gene Ontology annotation, molecular function: G-protein alpha-subunit binding; GDP-dissociation inhibitor activity. The transcript has 4 exons. The record is from RefSeq and is a predicted model, not a curated record. Gene Ontology annotation, biological process: establishment of mitotic spindle orientation.
GUGUGUGUGUGUGUGUGUGUGUGUGUGUGUGUGUGUGUGUGUGUGUGUAAGAGCUGACAGAUAUUUCAUUCGAUGGAAGAACGAGGGGACAGAAGUAACAGAACCAGAGAAAACAGGAGGAAGAAGAAGAAGAGCGACAGCAGAACUCGUGGAUGAACAUUUGGAGGAACCGUGUGUCGUUCAGGUGAAGACAGAAAAAUAUAACUCCACCCACAGAUGAGAGCGUCACCCUCAGAGAGGUCCACACCUCCACCGCACCAACAUGGCUGAGAAGAACCUCCCCACUCCGACCUCGGGGUCUUCACCUGCUCACAACGGGACGAUUGGGGUGGUAUCAAAACGCUCUCCAAGUUCUCACCAAAACGGCUCUUUGGAACCGGGACUAGAACGCCAGAGUCCCAGAAAAAGCAGGACUCCAGCCUCCACCUCACCCCUUAGGACCCUCAGGGCUCUUAGAGGCCUCAGAACUCCUGCAACAAGUUCUGGUUCUGAAGAGGCCUCCAGUUCCAGCAGACCCCGGGGCCAGAGCUUCGGCUCUGUACUAAGCUCCAGAACCAGAUCCAUCACCGCUAAAGACAAGGCAAGUGUCUGCUGCUGUAGACCCAGCUGGUGUUCACAGUCUGACUCAGAACCUAUCAAAAGCAGCCACCAAGCAGAACCAGAAGCCCUGUUGGACCUGAUUCUGGAGUCUCAGAGUCAGAGACUGGAUGACCAGAGAGCCAGCCUCAGUCUGCUGCCGGACUCAGAACCAGCUGCCCUCUGUGGGGCCUGCAGUCCUGAUCAGAACUCUGUCCCCAGUUUGGACUUUUACUACAUGCUGAUACACUACCAGUCGGACAGGAUGGAGGACCAGAGAUCCUCCCUUCCACACCUGGAUGAUGUCACGGGUCUGGUUCCCGAAGGGCAGGAGGAUUUCUUCAGUCUGAUCCAGAGAGUCCAGUCCAGGAGGAUGGACGAGCAGAGAGCUUCGAUGAUGCUGAGAUCCAGCGAAGAAGUUCAAGACCUGGAGCCAACUGGCUCCGCCCACCAUCAUCAUCACCAUCACUGAUGAAGACAGAUCAGUUCGUUGGGGGUCUCCUUGUUAAGCCUGAGUCCACAGAUCAGAAUCCAGCCUGUUUGGGUUUACUUCUGUCUCUCACAAAUGAUGUCACCAACGUGUUGCAGAAUGACCUGAGUCAGGACUGUCUGAGACUGUCACAGGACCUGCUGUGUCCCGUGGACUUCCUGUUGGAACCCGGAUGUCCUGAUGCAGGUGUAGUCUGCCAGGAGCUCACCUGUUCGCUCAGCAGACUGUGAGCUGACAGACAGGUCAACUACAGCUCCCAGAAUGCAUUUCAGCUGUCAUUAACUGUCUUUAGUUGGAUCCGUUUCUCAUUAAUUCAGUUCACAUUUAGCUAAUCAGACUCCCACCAGGUCGUCUGCUGCAGCUGAGGAUCAUGGGUAAUGUAGUACUUAUAAAAACAGAAAUGGUGCAAUGUGAGUUUGUGUGAAAACUGCUUCAGCUGUUUGUUUUUGAACAUGUAACAUCUGUAGAAACGUGAUGUUCCAGAGUUGUCUUGUAACUGAGAUAUAAAAUGUUUCUCUAACAAACA